This is a messenger RNA of Haliotis rubra (blacklip abalone), 2319 nucleotides long. RefSeq names its product feeding circuit activating peptides-like. The transcript is spliced from 2 exons. Bases 129 to 1820 code for a protein of 563 amino acids. NCBI's taxonomy places the organism in Eukaryota, Metazoa, Mollusca, Gastropoda, Lepetellida, Haliotidae. The record is from RefSeq and is a predicted model, not a curated record.
CGCAAACAAGCCCGGUCGGUUCAUUUGUAACGAGGGUGUAACUCAUUAACAUAUAUCAUUGGCAAGACUACAUAAAUACUGACACUGACGUGCACGGGUAAAGGAGAAGAUCUCUCAACGUAGUCAUCAUGGAGUGGGAGCGAUAUUUUCGGGUCUCUUCCCUUUUGCUGCUUUCUUGGGCCAUUGUCUCCUGUGCGCCUGUUGACAAGAGUUCCGGCAAGGAUUUGACGAAACGUGAAAUAAAUGGACACGCCAUGGCCAAGCGAAGUAGCAGCGGGCAUGACGACAUUGAACUUGUCGAUGACUUGACAGAAAUUGGGAAGCGAUACCUUGACUCUCUUGGAGGAGCGCAAAUCCAUGGUUAUAAGCGCUUUUUUGACCCACUCGCUGACGUAGAUGUGCAAACAAAACGGUAUCUUGACCCCAUUGGUGGAUUUGAGGUACAUGGAUAUAAGAAGCGAUCAGUGAGAGUUGCUGGGAGGACAAAGAGAGACUUGGAUGCCCAUAAUGACUCCAAACCCCAUGGCGAAUUAAAGAGACUCCUCAACAAAGUGAAUGCUGGUAAAUCUCAUGGAGGAUUAAAAAGAGGUUUUGACACACUUGGAGGUGCCCAAAUCCACGAUGGGUUCAAAAGAGGCUUCGAUACUCUUGGAGGUGCCCAAAUUCAUGACGGGUUCAAGAGGGGCUUUGAUACUCUUGGAGGUGCCCAAAUUCAUGACGGGUUCAAGAGGGGCUUUGAUACAUUAGGAGGUGCCCAAAUACAUGAUGGGUUCAAAAGAGGCUUCGACACACUAGGAGGUGCCCAGAUCCAUGAUGGAUUCAAGAGAGGUUUCGACACAUUAGGAGGUGCCCAAAUCCACGAUGGGUUCAAGCGAGGCUUCGACACACUUGGAGAUGCCCAAAUCCAUGAUGGGUUCAAAAGAGGCUUCGACACUCUUGGAGGUGCCCAAAUCCAUGAUGGAUUCAAGCGAGGCUUCGACACACUAGGAGGUGCCCAAAUACACGACGGGUUCAAGCGAGGCUUUGAUACACUUGGAGGUGCCCAGAUCCAUGAUGGGUUCAAGCGAGGCUUUGAUACACUAGGAGAUGCCCAAAUCCACGAUGGGUUCAAAAGAGGCUUCGACACACUAGGAGGUGCCCAAAUCCACGAUGGAUUCAAAAGAGGCUUUGACACACUAGGAGGUGCCCCAAUACACGACGGGUUCAAGCGAGGCUUUGAUACACUUGGAGGUGCCCAAAUCCACGACGGAUUCAAGCGAGGCUUUGACACUCUUGGAGGUGCCCAGAUCCACGAUGGGUUCAAGAGAGGCUUCGACACACUAGGAGGUGCCCAAAUCCACGAUGGAUUCAAAAGAGGUUUCGACACACUUGGAGGUGCCCAAAUCCACGAUGGAUUCAAGAGAGGUUUCGACACUCUAGGAGGUGCCCAAAUUCACGACGGAUUCAAGCGAGGCUUCGACACACUAGGAGGUGCCCAAAUCCACGAUGGAUUCAAGAGAGGCUUCGACACUCUCGGGGGUGCCCAAAUCCACGACGGAUUCAAAAGAGGCUUUGACACACUAGGAGGGGCCCAAAUCCACGACGGAUUUAAAAGAGGCUUCGACACUCUAGGGGGUGCCCAAAUCCACGAUGGAUUCAAGCGAGGCUUCGACACACUUGGAGGUGCCCAAAUCCACGAUGGAUUCAAGCGAGGCUUCGAUACACUUGGUGGCUUCAAUGUGCACAGUUUUAAAAGAGGACUGGACACAUUGGGAGGCUUCAAUGUGCAUGGGUUCAAGAGGAGUGCUGACAAGAAAGAAAAAGACGAAAACGAGGAAUGAACAAUACUAUUGCAAUAACUUACAUGAUGCCCUAUAUUGAAAACAACUGUGACGAUGAAAAGCCAAAUAAAACACAUGCAAAAGCCUAUCAUCACAUAACAGCAUGCAAUAUGAAGUUCUGUCUCUUUGCCUCAUAGAACAAGGACGUCUGUGAAGGAGGCUCCUUCUGACCACAUGGCAGUGAGGUUAUCACAGGAGUGUUUUCUGCAAUACAUUGUACAGUGACUGUGAUACUUGUUUUUGUUUUGAAAUAAUAUAAUAUAUAUUUUACUUGGGAUGAUACAUGUAUUUGUAAUGUUCUUAAAAUAGUCCUUACGACAAACAUAUGGGACUAGAUUUCGAUGUACCCAUGUACUGACUGUAGCCAUCAUUAUGUGUAUACCAGCUUCACACAAAUCACAAAACUUCAGUGAGACUUACUAAUAAUGCGAAAAUACAGUAUGUUGGUGUUUUGUUACUUCUUAUGCGUGACAGCAGAAUAAAAUGCGAUUUUCUUGAA